CAAAUCAAACCAAACAACUCCAUUUCCUCUCUCUCUUUCUUCUCCUCCUCAUAUCUUGUUCUUCUUCUUCUUCUUGGUUAAAACCCUCUCUGCCUGUUGUAGAUAUCUCUUUUAGAGGUUAAGGAAAAGAGAGUAAGAUGUCGGAGAUCGACUACUGCCGGUCUAAAAACAGCGGCAGCCUCAGGCUGAAGCUGUUUGGGUUCGAGAUGUCCGAGGGAGAGGAAGCCGGGUUGGGCUCCGACUCAUCUUCCUCCACGAUCACCACCGCUUCCGGCGGCGGAGGCGGAGGUGGUGGAGGAGGAGACGGGAAGAAGUACGAGUGCCAGUUCUGCUGCCGCGAGUUCGCCAACUCGCAGGCGCUGGGCGGCCACCAGAACGCGCACAAGAAGGAGCGGCAGCAGUCGAAGCGCGCGCAGAUGCAACAGCAGCUCCACCACGGAGGAGUCGGCUUCGGCGGUCUCCUGUACCCUCGGAGCCCGAUGGUGUCGGCCUUCACGACGCCGCCUCGUUUCCUCCCUGCCGGUUCGGCUUCUCCGAUUUCCGGCCACCCCGACUGGGUCUACUUCUCUCGGACGGCCGCGCCGCAGCCGUCUCCCUUCCACGUUUCGCACGGAUGUGCCUUCCCCGCCCCAUCAGCUACCAAUCGCAAGGUCCCGCCAGGGCCUGGCAUCGUCUCUUACGCCGCGGCCGGAUACAUAGAUGGCGGUGGCAUGCAGGUCCAUGACGAGGGUCGAGCGGCAGCCGGGCCGAUUUCUUUUCCAAAUAAGGAUGACUCGGCCGGCAAGGAUGACUCGGCCGGGUUGGACCUCAAGCUCACCCUCGCCACGGCCGGGUCGUAACUCGAUUUCCCUGCAGGAUGAUGGAUCUGCUCACGGAAAAAAAAAAAAAGUUUCGAAUCCUGUAAUCUUUUUCUUCCCUUUUCAUGUUCCUAAUUUUCUUCUUUUCUGAUCUCAUCUGUUUCCGCAAGGUGAUGUUCCUAUUCGGGAUAACAUUCCCGAGUCCUGAGUUGUACAUAUAUAUAACUCCUAUUUCCCUUCCAUCAUAUGAUAUCGAAAGACGAUGAGUUCCAUCCA
Molecule: messenger RNA, 1073 nt
Organism: Musa acuminata subsp. malaccensis (wild Malaysian banana)
Lineage: Eukaryota; Viridiplantae; Streptophyta; Magnoliopsida; Zingiberales; Musaceae
Product: zinc finger protein GIS3
Biological process (GO): cytokinin-activated signaling pathway; trichome differentiation; gibberellic acid mediated signaling pathway
Cellular component (GO): nucleus
Molecular function (GO): DNA-binding transcription factor activity; transcription cis-regulatory region binding
Source: RefSeq, a predicted model, not a curated record